AUGCUGACUUGCGAAGCCAAGGUCCUGGGUCGCGUCUGGGCGGAAGAGAAGAAGAACUGGGAGACUUCCAACUGCUGGCAGUACUGGAACGCCCAGGCCGAGGAGCUCAGCCGUCGACACAAGCUCGGCUUCCCCAAUUACACUUACCAGCCGAAAAAGGCUGCCAAGGACGACGAUGAGGAGGAGGAACUUCUAGACCUUCAGAUACCCAUCGAGAUACCGCCAUACACCGCAGCGGAGGAGAUUAAGCAGAAGGUGAUCGAUAUGCUCCGCAAAUUCACCGAGGAACAAGCGAAUGGCUCGCAUGAGGGCGAGGUCGAUGCAUCGGAGGAGGAGGAAUCCGAUAUGUCGCCGACAGAUGAGGUGUAG
This is a messenger RNA of Anthostomella pinea, 369 nucleotides long. Lineage: Eukaryota; Fungi; Ascomycota; Sordariomycetes; Xylariales; Xylariaceae. The record is from the annotation of a GenBank genome assembly.